AUGGCUUUAUCAUCGAAGGGUUUGCUGUCUGUGGAUACUCUCUUGAGACACAUAGGCCCCUAUAAUGAUGUCCCAGAAGAAUACAACGUAGAUCAUGCUAUCGCUGCCUUAGAAAGCUCCAAAAUAUUGGUAAUCGGAGCGGGUGGAUUGGGAUGCGAGAUACUAAAAAAUUUAGCAUUAACAGGCUUUAAGGACAUAUAUGUAAUUGAUAUGGAUACUAUAGAUGUUUCAAACUUGAAUCGUCAGUUUUUGUUUAGACCCGCUGACAUAGGGAAGUCGAAAGCCGAAGUAGCUGCAAGAGCAAUAGAACAAAGAGUGAAAGACAUCAAGAUCAAACCUUAUUUUGGAAAGAUUCAAGAUAAAUCCACAGAUUACUAUAAACAAUUCAGCGCCAUUGUCUGUGGCUUGGAUAAUGUUGAGGCAAGACGUUGGAUCAAUGCCACUUUGGUCUCACUUGUCGACGACGAAUUGAAUAACUUAAUUCCUUUGAUCGAUGGGGGUACGGAAGGGCUUAGGGGCCAGUCUAGGGUUAUCUUACCAACCUUGACUUCUUGCUACGAAUGUACGUUGGAUUUAAUAUCGCCCAAAACCACAUUUCCUGUCUGUACGAUUACCAAUACUCCAAGGUUACCAGAACAUUGCAUUGAAUGGGCAAGUGUAUUAGAAUGGCCAAGAGUCUUUUCAGGUAAAGCAUUUGACGCGGAUGAUCCAAAUGAUGUUGAUUGGAUGUAUAAAACAUCGAAAAUUAGAGCAGAGGAAUUCAAAAUCGAAGGCGUGACGAGACAAUUAACCUUAGGUGUGGUCAAGAACAUAAUACCUGCAAUCGCAUCUACUAAUGCAAUAAUUGCCGCAUCUUGCUGUAAUGAAACAUUUAAAUUUAUAACCAGCAUAAAUCCCAUUUUAAACAACUACAUGAUGUAUUCGGGAGAUGAUUCGGUAUUCACAUACACAUACUCUCAUGCUAAGAAACCAAGUUGUCCAGUUUGUGGAAGCUUGUCCAAGAAAGUUGAAGUAAAGAACUGGUGGACUUUAGAAAAGAUGAUUGAUGAAAUUAGCGCGAGACAAGAAGUGCAAAUGAAGCUGCCAUCACUUACCACGGCUCGAAAGUAUUUGUAUCUCAGGAUGCCCGAGAGUCUAGAAGAAAAGACAAGAAUCAAUUUAUCGAAGAAAGUCAAUACUAUGAUUGAAGAUGGAGAAGAGAUAAUAGUAACUGAUCCUAAUUUACCAAUUUCACUCAAAUUGAUCGUCAAGUUUCUGGGAUCAGAUUCAAUUCCGAAUGACAUUAAUUCUCUUUUGUCAUAG
Molecule: messenger RNA, 1302 nt
Organism: Priceomyces carsonii
Lineage: Eukaryota; Fungi; Ascomycota; Pichiomycetes; Serinales; Debaryomycetaceae
Product: NEDD8-activating protein
Exons: 1
Coding region: 1-1302 (433 amino acids)
Biological process (GO): protein neddylation
Cellular component (GO): cytoplasm; nucleus
Molecular function (GO): NEDD8 activating enzyme activity
Source: RefSeq, a predicted model, not a curated record